Molecule: messenger RNA, 2293 nt
Organism: Styela clava
Lineage: Eukaryota; Metazoa; Chordata; Ascidiacea; Stolidobranchia; Styelidae
Product: high affinity choline transporter 1-like
Biological process (GO): acetylcholine biosynthetic process; choline transport; transmembrane transport
Cellular component (GO): plasma membrane
Molecular function (GO): choline:sodium symporter activity
Source: RefSeq, a predicted model, not a curated record
CGUGAAAAUUUGUUCAUGUAUUUCAGUCUUAGCGUGCAAUACCUAUUUACAAUUCCAAAAAUGGAACUUAACAUUCUAGGACUGUGUGUAGUCAUAGCGUUGUACCUGGCGAUCCUAUUACUCGGUAUUUGGGCGGCUUGGACAAAUAGAAGAAAAGGCAAGGGAAAUAAAAGUGAAGUUAUCAUGGUUGCAAACAGAGACAUUGGGUUUCUUUUAGGGUCUUUCACGGUUACCGCGACAUGGGUAGGAGGUGGAUAUAUUAAUGGCACUUCUGAAGCUGUAUACGCACCAGGUCUUGGACUGAUAUGGACCCAGGCACCGUGGUGUCUUGCAAUUGGUGUGACACUUGUUGGAUUUUUCAUCGCUGAAAAGAUGAGAAAUGCUUCAUAUGUUACAAUGUUGGAUCCAUUGCAAAAUAAGUUGGGACGUCAUAUGGGAGCCCUUUUGUUUCUACCUGCAUUGUGUGGCGAUAUAUUCUGGGCUGCUUCAAUACUGUCGGCCUUGGGUGGAACUCUAUCUGUCAUCUUAAAUAUUGACGUGAAAAUUUCCGUCAUAUUUUCAUCUUGUGUAUCCAUACUUUACACACUAGUCGGCGGUCUUUAUGCUGUUGCAUAUACUGAUGUCGUGCAACUCCUGUGUAUGUUUGGAGGCUUGUGGCUUUGCAUUCCAUUUGCAAUGACUCAUCCUGCUGUCACCGAAAUAACACUGACAAGUCACAUGAACGGAAACGAGACAGGUUGGCUUGGAGAACUGGAUCCAAAACUAGGAUGGGAGUGGUUCGAUUUCGCCGUUACAUUGGUCGGUGGUGCCGUUCCCUGGCAGGUCUAUUAUCAACGUGUAUUAGCUUGCAAAGAUGCACGUACAGCAAAGCUUUUGUCAGUUGUAUCUGCAGCCGGUUUUCUCGUGUUGACUAUUCCACCAGUUAUAAUUGGUGCUAUUGCAGCUUCAACAGAUUGGAAUGCGACUGAUUAUGAAUUUGCAGACGGGCCUGCAGCAAACAAUGAAUCGAGUCUUGUCUUGCCGCUGGUUUUACAAUAUCUUACUCCGACGCCUGUAGCAAUUAUAGGCUUAGCAGCGGUUUCUUCAGCAGUGAUGUCAUCUACUGAUUCGAUAACUUUAUCGUCUGCUUCGAUGUUUUCUCACAACGUCUACAAGAAAGUAAUCCGUCCGCAUGCAUCUGACAGAGAAACAGUUUGGGUAAUUCGCAUCGGUAUUAUUGUAAUUGGUGCUGCUGCUUGCGCCCUUGCACUUGCAGCAACAUCGGUAUAUGGACUCUUUGUUCUUUGUGUGGAUGUGGCAUUUGUCGUACUUUCGCCACAGAUGGUCUGCGUACUGUACUUCGAUAUUAACACUUAUGGAGCACUGCCUGCCUUCUUUGUUGGCUUUCUUCUGAGAAUCGGGGGAGGAGAGCCUGCUUUCAACUUUGAUCCUAUCAUCCCUUAUCCUGGCGGAAAAACGUUUCCUUUCCGCACAUUUUCUAUGCUGAUGUCACUAGGAACCCUACUCUCAUUAUCAUACCUGGCUAAGUUUCUUUUCGAAAAAAAGUAUAUUCCAGCAAAAUAUGAUAUAUUUCAAUGCAAAUUGGCUUCGGGUGGAAGAACUAGAUUCACAAAUGAAAAAGAUGAGAAAAAGUCAAGCAUAAAUAAUGGAGGUCAAGAAUUACUUGAAGUUGAAAAACUCAAAUCAGAAGAAGGAGAUGAGCUGUUGAUAUAAGACCGUUUAAUAUCCCAUUUGUUUCUUUUUCAAUCACAUUGAAUAAUAGAUAUUUAUAAUGACUUUCGGUCAGAGAAGUUGGCGGUUGAUGAUAUAAAUUAAUAAUCUAUGUAAUACUUGUGCAUACUGGCACAACAACUUUUAAAAAUACAAAUUUAACUCAAAAUUAUUCAUUAGCUAGGCCUGACUGAUGGGAAAGUUCAAAUUGAAAAUUACAUCAGUUAAACUAUAAUCUAUUAUGUCGUCGUUAGGAGCCGGCUCAUACCAAGUCCAUGUGGGCAUUAUUAACAGUGUUUGUCCAAAAGCCAUACACGUACGAACCCACAUUACCAGGAAUUGUUUCUUCGAUGCUACAAAUUUUCAUUUUCAUGUUGGAAUAAUCUUGUAUAUUGUAUGGAUUUUAAAAAUAAAUGGGUGAUAAGUUUUUGUUUUUUUAAUCAUUUUUGUAUAUAUAUAUGAUUACUCUUUUGUUAUAUGUACUAUUUUGCUAUUUUGAUUACAAUUGCACUAGGAAUCGGUUUACAUAGAGUCGCGAUGGUACCAUGAAAUACAAAUAAAAACAUGCUUGUCUGAUUCCCUA